Messenger RNA from Zophobas morio, 489 nucleotides. RefSeq lists its product as uncharacterized. The record is from RefSeq and is a predicted model, not a curated record. The transcript has 4 exons. The coding region runs from base 1 to 489 and encodes 162 amino acids. Lineage: Eukaryota; Metazoa; Arthropoda; Insecta; Coleoptera; Tenebrionidae.
AUGAUAAAGAAGCACAUAGAAAUGUUAGAGUACAUUGAUUAUUUAGAAAACAUGAAAGAUGUAAAUAUGAGGCCGGUGGUGGUAUCAAAUAGAAAAACGGGAUUUGUGGGGCUUAUUGUGAGUUUGACAAGUGUAUCAAACUUGCAAGAAGACCUGAUAGCUUGUCUAGUCACAGCUUCUAGUUUGAGUAUUGACGGUGCUCCACCCCAUUUCGAACGUCAAGUGCGACAGUACUUAAAUGAAGUACCUGAUGACUUUGAAAAUGUGGUGGAAGAAGUUCAUUUAUCAGAUGUAGACUCUGUGUUUGAGCAAACUGCAAGUGAACAAGGAGAAGAUGAAGAUGAUGAUGAUGAUGAUGAUGAUGAUGAGCUUGAUGACAUUCAAACAAUGAGUCCUAGUGGUCAAGGCACCUGCCCGGCACGGGAUAUGUGCGGUUCGAUUCCGCACCGGAGCAGCAAACAUUUUUUCUUCGCUUACCUACAUUGGUGA